UCGUGUCAGUUCCUGAACCGAAAAACAACUACAACAGGUAAGUUCACCACUCUACUCUGUCCUGCUUCUAAUUUUAAAAAGAUGUCUGUGUCCAACAAUGUUAACAUUUGCACUCACUUUGACAACAUUUGUGCUUUAUUUCUUCUUGUAAAAUCUGAUGAGUUUUCCUCAGCAGUGAAAACUAGUCCUAAAUCCAGUUGUGUGACUAAAUGAAAAUCAUCAGAAAGAUUAUCUGAUUAUGAUCCUUUCUAACAUUCACUUGACUGAAUUUCUGAAUUUGCACAUGCUCUGUAUGCAUUAUGUGAUAAAUGUUGGCUUCUCUCGGUUAGCUGUUUAUUAUAUUUAUUUUAAAGACCGAUGUUCUAAUGUUGGCCUUACACAGAACUGAGGUGAACCUGGUGGCAUUGUGAAAAUGAUGUCAGUGGAAAGAUAUUUACUUUAUGUUGUUCUGAAAAUGUGAGAAGCUAGAAGCGAAGCUCAAGUUUUUUACAGACAUGUUGUCUAAUUCUGAAUGAUACUGUAUAUCCCAGGUGAAGAAAAACCACCAACAUUUUUAAAAAAUGUCAUAUAUUCUCUAAAGAUUAAUGUGAGCGUGGGAAAGUUAUGCUUGUCUCAAGUAAUGAAUGUGAUCAGUACUGUUUCAGUUAAUUAUUUACUCUAACUCAUAUUACUGGUACAGUGUGUCAUGCUGGUGGAAUGCGGAACGUUUGCUAUACCUAUUCACAAAUGCUAAGGAGAUGAUGCCCCCUUAUGGCAAAAACACAGUAUGACCAUCCAGACUCACAUUGCUGCCUGGUGUGCUGAGAAGUGAGGAAAAGACAUUCCAUUGUCAGCUCCCCGUUGAUCUUCAGAGCUGAAGUGCUGCAUUUGAUCUUUUUUUUUGUUUAGUUUGACUGUAUAGUGAUGUAAUAAUGACAUGCUUCUGCUUGUUUUCCAGAAAAUAUGAGUUUCUGGCCUGGGCAACCCCAGAAUGGUCAGUCCUCUGGACUAUGGCCAGGCCAGCCCCAGCAACCCCCAGGACCGGCAUGGCCAGGCCAGCCCCAGCAACCCCCAGGACCGGCAUGGCCAGGUCAGCCCCAGCAACCCCCAGGACCGGCAUGGCCAGGCCAGCCCCAGCCACCCCCAGGACCGGCAUGGCCAGACCAACAGCCGCAGAGCCCUGGAUUGCCAUGGAGCCCUCCCUCUGCAUCUCAGCAAAUCCCACUGACUGUCCCAUAUGACAUGAAUCUGCCAAACGGCGUCUACAACAAAAUGCUGAUUACCAUCAUGGGCCUGGUCAAGCCAAACGCUGAUAAGUUCACAAUUGACCUGUCGGCAGGCAAUGACAUCGCCUUUCACUUGAACAUCUGCUUCAAUGAAUCUGGGAAGAAGAUGAUUGUGCGGAACUCACUGCUGAAAGGCAGCUGGGGUAGACAGGAAAAAGAGCUCAGCAACUUCCCCUUUGUCGCCGGGCAGGCCUUUAAGCUGAAGAUCCUCUGCACUCCCACUGAGUACAGGGUAGCAGUGAACCAACAUCACUUGCUGGAAUUCAAGCACCGAUUCUCGAACCUCAGACAGAUCAAACACCUGGGCAUCUACAAGGACGUCACCCUCACAUCUGUCAAUGUGGAGAGUCUCCCAUGAGCCACUCAUUCCAGACUCACCCAAAUUGAGCCUCUGAACCCAGAAUCCAGAUCCAGAACUGAUCCAAAAUCCUACCCCCCCCCCCAUCUCCUGCCCCACAGUUUCCAUCGUUCUAUCUUUCCCCCUACCUCCCAUUCCAUGUUUCAUCCUUAUCCCCCAACCUCCCACCCUACAAAUCCCAGCAUAUUCCAAUAUUAUGUGUAGAUUUAGAAAAAUGUAAUAAAUGGAAUUAAUAAAGGAUUACAGAACUAA
This is a messenger RNA of Conger conger (European conger), 1875 nucleotides long. RefSeq names its product lectin, galactoside binding soluble 3b (gene lgals3b). Gene Ontology annotation, cellular component: nucleus; immunological synapse. Gene Ontology annotation, biological process: monocyte chemotaxis; neutrophil chemotaxis; macrophage chemotaxis. Gene Ontology annotation, molecular function: IgE binding; carbohydrate binding; laminin binding. The coding region runs from base 943 to 1623 and encodes 226 amino acids. The record is from RefSeq and is a predicted model, not a curated record. Lineage: Eukaryota; Metazoa; Chordata; Actinopteri; Anguilliformes; Congridae. The transcript has 5 exons.